Rotaria sordida is the source of this 2455-nucleotide messenger RNA. The record is from the annotation of a GenBank genome assembly. Lineage: Eukaryota; Metazoa; Rotifera; Eurotatoria; Philodinida; Philodinidae.
AUGGUUGGUAUCGAUUCAAGAAACAAACAUAUUCUUGAUACGAAAUAUAUUUGUCCUGUAUGUUCAUUGAUACUACGAGAUCCUAUACAAUUGAGUAAAUGUGGUCAUCGUCAGUGUCAAACAUGUUUAAAUGUUAAACAAGAAACGAUAAUCAAAUGUCGACAAUGUCAACAAGAAACAUUACGAAUAGAAGUGCUACUUGAUCAAGCCUUCAAAAUUGAUAUGAAAUCACUACCAAUUGAUUGUUCUUUUUGUCCAUGGACUGGCAUUUUAAAUAACUAUCAAGAACAUAUCGAUCAAUCUCAUUCAAAUUUCAAAUGUGAAUAUUGUGGUGAACAGUUUAAUUCAGUUAUCAAAUUCAAUCUACAUAAAAUUUUUGAAUGUCAACAACUCAUUGUUGAUUGUGCAUUGAAAGAUUUCGGUUGUAGUGAACGAAUUAUUCGUGUUAAAAUGAAAGAUCAUUAUUUGACUCAACAACAUCAAUAUGCCAUACUCAAAGUUGUUCCACAAAUGUUAGCGCAAUUAAAUGACAGACAAAUGAAUAUUGAUUUCUCUCAAACAGCAACUGCAGGAGCUUGUAAUCUUGCCACAGCACAAUUAGAAGAGCUGUAUGAAAUGCUCAAUAUCUUGAGAGGUGGCGUUGAAACAUUGACCAAUGAUGAACAACGUCUAACCAAUGAAGCACUUCAAAUGCAAAUUACACUGACAACACUGACAGAAGAAUUAUCGAAAAUUAAAUUAUCCAUUGAAGAAUCAAACACUCUUUGGAAAGGAGUAAACCUUAAUCAAGACAUUCUCAAUCAAGAUCUAGCAUCAUUGCAAGAGGAAAUCAACGAUUUGCAAUGUGUAUCAUAUGAUGGAAUAUUAGUUUGGAAAAUAACAAAGUUUCACGAGAAAAUGAUUGAUGCACAGUCUGAAAGACAAACAUCAAUUUAUUCACCUCCAUUUUAUUCGUCUCCAAAUGGUUAUAAAAUGAGAGCUCGUUUGUAUUUAAAUGGUGAUGGAAAUGCUCGUCAUACACAUAUGUCACUCUUUUUUGUGCUCAUGCGAGGUUUGAAUGAUCCGAUUCUCAAAUUUCCAUUCAACUAUAAAGUUAUAUUUUGCUUGUACGAUCAAACACCUGCACAACGACAUAUUAUUAAUUCAUUUCGACCAGACAUUAAAUCAAGUAGUUUUCAGCGAUCACGAUCGAAUAUGAAUAUAGCCAGUGGUAUACCAAAAUUUUUCCCAUUGAAAAUGAUUCAACAGGAGGGAAAUCCGUAUGUACAAGACGACACAAUGUUCAUUAAAAUUAUGGUUGAUUUUGGAGAUAUACACAAAACACUGUUGCCCUACGCAAUGAGCCUGAAUCCGGGUCUACCAAUGCAUGUUCAACAAGCAAUGAUCAAACAAGAGGCUGAAUGAAGAAUACAAGUACGAUCUGACGAUCAACUACCGAUAUCUUAAGGAUGACCUUCUAUGUAAUUUAUAUCAAAUAUUAAAUCAAUAGUCAAGAGUAUUCUAUUUUGAGUUUGCGAAAUUUUUUACAGUGUAAAGUAUAAACCAGAUGUUAUCUUAAGCUUUUCCUGUUUUUUGAUAACUAUACAAAGCUUACUGAUCUUCCGUAUAAGGUGAAGUAAUUUCGUUGUCUGAUAACAUAAAUUUAUAUUGAAAGGAAAUCUAGUUUUGAAGAAUCAUUAUUCAGAUAACUUUUCGAAAAUAUUUGAAAAAUUAAUACAUAAACAUUAUUUUUUUUUCGCCUUCAUUUAAGAAAAAAUAUUGGAUUUGGAACGAAAAGUCUAUACUUUUUUAUUGACAAUAAUGCAACUUGUAUUUAGAUUUUUGAAAACAUUUUCUUUCUAUCGUUAACAUUUAAUGAUUCAUCCUAAAAAUAUUCAAUGAUAUGUUAAAUCUAAUGCAAAUAUAAAUGUGCCCUAUCAUUGAGUGAUAGUAUAUAUUUAAUAGUGAAAUAAUACUGAGUUGAAUAAUUAUGCUGAAUCUCAGGACUUCAAUUGCAAUAACUCAUACUAAAUAUGGAAAUAAAGAAUAUAAUCAUAAGAAAGACGAGCUACGAGUGUAGGCUUGUGAAUGUCGUUGUAAGUUUGAAAUAAGAGGACAUGGAUGUUUCAGCCACAGCAAAACUCGUAUCUAAACGCACAGCAAGGGUCCAUAUUAUCAUGUAAAUCCACAUCCACACCCAAUAAAUUUCAAACAAUAACUAUUAUUAUAUAAAAGUAAAAAUAUUUUUCUCUUUUAUUUAGUUCAUUUGAUCAUCUCAAUGAGCGAUAAGUAUUAUUGAAUGAAAAUAUAUAUUUUUCUUUUCUGCUAUUUAGAUUAUCCAAUUUUUCACCGUGGGCGUUAUAAAUCUCUUGGUUUACCUUGCAUAAAACAAUGAUAGUGCAUAGAUACUCUGUAUUAUCAUCUGUUUUGUCUCUACAAAAGAUAUGGUGUAAUUAAUACGAAUGCAGAGGGUAUG